Molecule: messenger RNA, 1500 nt
Organism: Esox lucius (northern pike)
Lineage: Eukaryota; Metazoa; Chordata; Actinopteri; Esociformes; Esocidae
Gene: ppm1ka
Product: protein phosphatase 1K, mitochondrial
Exons: 8
Coding region: 171-1322 (383 amino acids)
Biological process (GO): protein dephosphorylation
Molecular function (GO): cation binding; protein serine/threonine phosphatase activity
Source: RefSeq, a predicted model, not a curated record
UUAUAUUUGUUGAAAUAAUCUGAGACCUUCGAGAUCGGCGUGAGCGCUCAGGGCAUUACUUCACCUCCACAGCCAAAAGGACCUAAUAUUGUCGCAUCCAUACUACUGGCAAAGGGAGAACUCCUCCGAAGUAGAAAGACUCCGAUCAACAAGGUGAAAGAACCUGGGUCAUGUCUUCGACUGUGUUCAUCAACCUGGUGCGCUGCGGUCGUUCUCCGGUCGGACGCCGGGCUGCGUCUCUGACCGUGCGGUCCAUCCCAAACACCUCCUUCCGCUCCCCUCUGUCCUCUCCCCUGUGUCCUCUCUCCUCCCGUGGUGCGGCCAGGUUAUGCCGGAACAGAAGUACGCGGUUUGAUCCAGAUGGCAGUGGCCGGCCCACCCCCUGGGACAGCUUUGGCAUUUGGGACGACCGGAUAGAGGAACCCAUUCUGCUGCCCCCGAGUAUUCGAUACGGAAAACCAAUCCCACAGGUGAGUUUGUCCCGCGUGGGCAGUGCGUCUUUCCUGGGCCAGCGCCGGGUGAACGAGGACCGUCUCCAGGUGGGUCAGCUGUCUGACAACGUGGUGUACUUCGCCGUGUUUGAUGGUCAUGGGGGGGGACACGCUGCAGAAUACUGCGAGACCUACAUGGAAAAAUACAUCAGAGACGCCCUGCAACAGGAGGAGGAUCUGGAAAAGGCUCUGACCCUGGCCUUCCUAGAACUGGACAAAGGCCUUCUAACACACGUCAGCUACUUUGGCAAUGCCUCCUUCCUGACUGCAGGGACCACAGCAACGGUUGCCGUGUUACGUGAUGGUGUAGAGCUGGUGGUUGCUAGCGUGGGAGACAGCCGAGCAUUGCUAUGCAGGAAGGGGAGGGCCAGGAAACUCACGACAGACCAUACACCCGACAGGAAGGACGAGAGACAGAGGAUAAAACUGAGUGGAGGGUUUGUGACGUGGAACAGUUUGGGUCAGGCCAACGUUAACGGGAGGUUGGCAAUGACGCGGAGCAUCGGAGACUUUCACCUCAAGAACACGGGUGUCAUCGCCCUGCCAGAAACCCAACGGAUAAAUCUUCAACACCACCAUGACACAUUUCUAGCUCUGACCACAGACGGGAUCAACUUCAUCAUGAACGACCAGGAGAUCUGUGAUGUCAUCAACCAGUGCCACGACCCCACAGAGGCCGCAAACAUCAUUGCAGAACAGGCUCUACAGUAUGGUUCUGAGGACAACAGUACCAUUGUGGUGGUUCCGUUCGGUGCCUGGGGGAAACAGGAGAGCAGUCUGGCUGGAUACUCCAUGAGCCGAAACCUGGCAUCUAGUGGUCGCUGGUCCUAGAAGGGAGCAACACACACACACACACAAAGUGCUGAUGGACGCCAAAUAAAGACAAAUACUCUAAGAAUGUUAGCUUGUUAACAUAAGAUAUGUAUAGUGUGAGCCAAAAUAACGUUUUGAUACAUAUUUAUUGAAGUUUAUAAUGUACAUAUUGUAUAAAAUGAAAUGGUUGGCUUAA